UGUAUGCUAAAUGUGGUGCUAGUAAUUAAUUCGCUUGGCCUUUAACAUUUGGUGUGAAUAACUGAUGCCAUUCUAAUCUCUGCGUCUCCUUUUUGAGACUGUUGGUCCUUGAUCAAGUUGGUUAGAGUUCCCGUUUCCCAUAGAAACGAAAGGCCCUCCCUGUAAGAGGGUAGACAAACCGGAAGUUCGGGGUUCACUUCCGGUUCGCGUCGGAAGUUGACGCAAAAACGUCCGCACAUGGCUGCUCCUAGAGAGGAUGCCGCUUGUGGUGUUUUGCGGGCUGCCGUGCAGCGGCAAGAGCCGGCGUACGGAAGAGCUACGUCGGGCGCUGGCCGACGAGGGCCGCGCCGUGUACGUGGUGGACGACGCUUCGGUGCUGGGCGCUCACGACCCGGCUGUGUACGGCGACUCUGCCGGUGAGAAGGCGCUGCGCGCCGCGCUGCGGGCGGCGGUGGAGCGGCGCCUGAGCCGGCAGGACGUAGUCAUCCUGGACUCCAUGAACUACAUCAAGGGCUUCCGCUACGAGCUGUACUGCCUGGCGCGGGCUGCGCGCACGCCGCUCUGCUUGGUUUACUGCAUAAGACCGGCCUGGCCGAGCCGGGGACUUCGGGUGGCCGACGUCGCGGAGAACCCGGGCCCGGCUGUCAGUGUGAGCUGGAGGCCGAGCGCGGAGGAGCCGCGCGCCGCCAGCCCCGUAGCAAACGGAAGAGUCCCGGCCGCCGUCCUCGGGGAACUGGAUUCCGAGGAAAUCCUGCCAUCAAGUCCUCCUCCAGCUGUAGUGACUCCGGAGUCCGAGAAAUCUGCAAAGCCCGGUGCCUUUCCUCCCGAUCUUUUGGAGUCCUUAGCCCUGCGCUUUGAGGCUCCUGACUCUCGGAACCGCUGGGACCGACCCUUGUUCACCGUGGUGGGCUUAGAAGAGCCGUUGCCCCUGGCCGAGAUCCGGGCUGCGCUGUUUGAGAAUCGGGCCCCUCCACCCCAUCAGUCAACGCAGUCCCAGCCCCUGGCCUCGGGUAGCUUUCUACACCAGCUGGAUCAGGCCACGAGCCAGGUGUUGACUGCUCUGAUGGAAGCACAGAAGAGCGCUGUACCCGGAGACCUGUUAACACUUCCUGGCACCACAGAGCACCUCCGAUUUACCCGGCCCUUAACCUUGGCAGAACUGAGUCGCCUCCGUCGCCAGUUUAUUUCCUACACUAAAAUGCAUCCCAAUAAUGAGAACCUGCCUCAGUUGGCCAACAUGUUUCUUCAGUAUCUGAACCAGAGUUUGCACUAAUUGGGUGGUGGGCGGCGGCGACGACAGCUUUUGUCUGAAUUCCACUGUAGUUUGUUUAGGAAGAAUACGGUCUGCAGAGCAUAACGUAGUCGUAGGAUUGCUGAGUUUGACCGGCUCAUUUUCUAACUGCGCCGUACCCUGACUGUACAGUGGCUUCGGUUGCACUCUAUUUGGAGAUACUACAUACUACUGUUUUCCUUCCAUCCGGAUAGAGGAGAGUUGUUUUUGAUCAACUGUGAGUAGAAACCGAAGAUAACAGUUUUCUAUUUACGAUGGCCCUUUCAUACUGCAAGUAUUUUUGAGUAACAUACUUCUUACUAUCUACCCUGGAGCUUCGAACACAGAUAAAUCUUUUGCUUUGUCCCUGGGAAGCUGAUAUUUGUGUAAGACAAUCAUUAGAUAUUUCCUCUAAUAAAAUCUUCUAAAGUUGUCUGCUGGAAUCUUUAAUGU
Messenger RNA from Acomys russatus (golden spiny mouse), 1723 nucleotides. It is a transcript of the gene Kti12, whose product is annotated as KTI12 chromatin associated homolog. The record is from RefSeq and is a predicted model, not a curated record. The coding region runs from base 257 to 1273 and encodes 338 amino acids. The transcript has a single exon. Lineage: Eukaryota; Metazoa; Chordata; Mammalia; Rodentia; Muridae.